Epithele typhae is the source of this 1437-nucleotide messenger RNA. Its product is annotated as zf-DHHC-domain-containing protein. Gene Ontology annotation, molecular function: protein-cysteine S-palmitoyltransferase activity. The record is from RefSeq and is a predicted model, not a curated record. Bases 1 to 1437 code for a protein of 478 amino acids. Gene Ontology annotation, biological process: peptidyl-L-cysteine S-palmitoylation; protein targeting to membrane. Lineage: Eukaryota; Fungi; Basidiomycota; Agaricomycetes; Polyporales; Epitheliaceae. Gene Ontology annotation, cellular component: Golgi apparatus; endoplasmic reticulum. The transcript is spliced from 9 exons.
AUGGCGGCAAACGGCGCCGCAUCUGGUGAGCCCGAGCACAAGUGUUGCGGGGUGUCCGCCGAGGAGAUCCAAGAGAAGCGCGAGGUCCGCAGGAACAAGCAGCAGCCGUGGAUUGUCCUCAAGCUCGCCGUCUUUCUUACCAUCGCCAUCAUAGUGUAUACGUGGUAUGUGUACGUUGGGAGACUAUGCAUCCCCAUGAUUAGGCGUGACGCGGGUGCGCUGGGCAGCCACGGCUUGGGCAUUGGCUUGCUGGUGGUAUUUGUCGUUCUUGGACUGUUUAUGAUCUGGUCGUAUGAAAAGAUUGUCCUUACCCCUCCUGGCUUCGCAAGAGACUACGUACAAAAAACUCCCGCGCCAGCAGGUCACGGCGGCUUUCACACUUAUUGGGAGUCCGAGAGCGAAGCUGAACUCGCCGCCGCACGCUACGGUCCCCCACAACAAUCCGCCCCUCUUCCAACUCCCACGCCGCCCCAGUCUCGACGUUCGGAGUCACACCACAAACGCAGCACUUCCGACUCUGCACCACGGAUUCCCGAGAAAGUUCUCAACGGCACCGCGAGCGUACGCCACCAUGGCUCACAGAACGGCCAUGCGCCCUCGCCCACCAAGGAGAGCUUUGGCACUACGGACAGGCCCCCCGCGGCGGUGGGAGCGCACUCGGCCGUCACGACGGAGAAGGGUCAUGGGAACGGACAUGCUCAGCCAGCCCCGAUUUCGGCGAAGCACACUCGCCGUCCGCCCAAGACGCCGGUGCUUCGCGAUGAGUACAGGUAUUGCUACAAGGACGGCUUCUUGAAGCCCCAUCGCGCACACCAUUGUCGUGCCUGCGGAACGUGUGUACUCAAGUAUGAUCAUCAUUGUCCAUGGAUCGGCCAGUGUGUGGGAGCGCGGAACCAUCGGUUCUUCUACAUCUUCGACUUCUGGGCCUUCCUCUUCUGUUCCUUCACGUUCGCCUCACUUGUUGGCCUUGUGGGUCAGGCUGCUUCCAACCGACCGGACUUCAGUAUUGACGGCCAACACAUCGCCAUCAUUGUGAUAUCCGGAUUUUUCAUGAUUUUUACCUUCUCCCUCCUCGUUGCCCACGGUAUCCUUAUUGCCGGCAGCUUCUCGACCGUGGAGCAGAUGGCCGUCCAGCGCACCACAGAUCGCGAGAAGCGUGUGAUGGCACGCCUCCAUAGUCGGUGGGCUUUCAGCGCGAGAAAAGCGACGAGGAAGCUGUGGGACGCGGAAUGGGGGCGACUUGGCAAGGAGGGCCACAUGUGGUGGCUGGGUGGUACGCGAAACAACUGGGAGGCGACGAUGGGCGACAAGGUCUGGAUGUGGUUCUUGCCCAUCGGCCAGAGUCCAGACGAUGGCAUGAGCUACGUCGUCAACCCGCGUUUCGACGCCGAGGGCCGCUGGCUCCCUCGCAGCGAAUGGCCCGCCGAGCUCCGCUAG